This is a messenger RNA of Punctularia strigosozonata HHB-11173 SS5, 3025 nucleotides long. Its product is annotated as RhoGAP-domain-containing protein. The record is from RefSeq and is a predicted model, not a curated record. Bases 125 to 2875 code for a protein of 916 amino acids. Gene Ontology annotation, cellular component: cytoplasm. Gene Ontology annotation, molecular function: phosphatidylinositol binding. Gene Ontology annotation, biological process: signal transduction; regulation of GTPase activity. NCBI's taxonomy places the organism in Eukaryota, Fungi, Basidiomycota, Agaricomycetes, Corticiales, Punctulariaceae. The transcript has 7 exons.
CCGGACCGCCUCAGGCUCGGGCGUCGACUUCCUCCCCGCCGACGAGCCGCCUACUCCCGGGUUACCAGAACAGAUCCAGGUGCGCUCGCCGGCGCGCGGCCCGUCUGAACGCCCGCUGUCCUUCAUGCCACCGCGCAAGCCCUCGGACCAGCCGAUGUACCGCGCGCUGCCGCUCCUCCUGUCCGACCUUCCGCGCACGCGCAUCUCGGUCCUCCAGAGCUCGAUCCGGCCUAACGAGCGCGGGAAGGAUGUGCUCAACUUCGUGAUCGAGGUCGCGCCUGGUAGUGACAAGGAGCCGUGGAAGGUCGAGAAGUUGUACAGCGACGUGCUCGGGCUCGAUCACCGCGUUAGGGCGGCGGUGGGUCGGAGCGUGUCGAAGAAGAUCGCGACGUUGCCGGAGGGUAAGAUGUGGAGGGAUCAUGCGCCGGCGAAGGCGGAUUUGCGGAAGGCUGCGCUCGAAUCCUAUCUCACGUCCCUGAUCAACCUUCCUAUCAAGAACAAAGACGAAGUGAUCGCGUUCUUCACGUCCGAUAUUGUUCGACCAUCCCUUCAACCUGUUGCGCAGGCCGGGUACAAACAGGGAUAUCUCACCAAGCGCGGGCGCAACUUCGGUGGAUGGAAGUCGCGAUAUUUUGUAGUGCAGGGCCCGGUUCUGGAGUACUACGAAAGCAGGGGCGGCGGACACCUUGGCUCCAUCUCCAUCACGGGCGCCCAAAUCGGCCGUCAGCAGCGGUCCGGGAAUGAGAGGCGCGAAGCGGACGACGACAACGAGUACCGUCACGCCUUCCUCAUCAUUGAGGCGCGCAAGCUCCCCAACGGCCAGCACCCGCGGCAUGUGCUCUGCGCCGAGAGCGACGAAGAGCGUGAUAGCUGGGUGGAGGUGCUCGUGCGGUAUGUGCACGGCUCGUACAACGAGGACACGGGGCCUCCUGCAGGCGCAGGACAACAGGCACAGGUCCCGGGGCCGAUCAACGUGCAGGUGCAAGCGCCGCCCAGAGCGAGCUCGAGCUCGGCGCAGAGCCCCAGUGACGAGGCACAGGUUACGCCCAUGGGGAAGAAGGGCACCCGCACCGCGUCGAAGGACAACAUCGUGUUCGGUGGAGCCGUCCCGAUCGCGCAGCUCACGCCGGACGCGGGCAACGCGAAACUGAUGCAGGCGGCGCCGUAUCCCGCGGCGUUGACGAUCCCGAUCCAGCAGCAGUCGAAGGAGAACGCGAUAUCUCCUAUCAACGGGCCGGGCACGUAUUCGACGAGCCAGAUGGCGAAGCGGAUCCUGGACGGCGCGAACGCCUCCACGCCCGACGUGCCUGUUUCUACCAGCCUGCCCGAGUCAUCGCCGCUCAGCGAGGCGCCUGGUGAGCUUGUCAGUAUCCCGCGGGCCAACUCCGAGCUCGGCAACUACCCCGACCUCCUCGACCCGAACCGACCCCCGCCGUCGUCGGGGUCGCCGAACGAUCACCGCGCGGGCCGCAAGUCCUACCAUCCUGGUUUGCAAACUAUCGCGGCGUCGCCGACGGUUCCUGUGCCGCCGGUUGCUGAUCGGCCUGUGACACCGGAGAGCACGCCUGUGAAGGAGAGCAAGGGCAAGAUCUCGGGCGCGUUCAGCGGGGCAAGGCUGCCUGGCGGGUUCAAGUUUGGGAGCAGCACGAAGGAAGUGCAGAGCUCGGAUGCCAUUUCCACGACGAGUUCGACUGACAGGAGGGAAAAGGCCAAAUCAAGGUCGUUCUGGGGCUUUGGAAACAAGCCGCAAGGAUCGGGCGCGGACAAGCCUAUGCCUGUUAGCUACGGUGGUAGGCCGGUGUUUGGCGUGCCCAUCGAGGACGCCCUCGACGUUGUGCAAAUUGGUGGUCUGCCAGCUAUCGCCUUCCGAUGCAUCCAGUACUUGGAAACAAAGAAGGCCGAGCAAGAAGAAGGCAUCUAUCGAUUGAGUGGAAGCUCCGCCGUCAUCAAGGCCCUGAAAGACCGGUUCAAUGCUGAGGGUGAUGUGGACCUACUGGCGUCGGACGAAUACUGGGAUCCGCAUGCCAUAGCGGGUCUACUGAAGACGUACCUCCGUGAGCUGCCCACGAGCGUCCUCACUCGCGAUUUACACCUCCGCUUCUUGGCUGUCAUGGAUCUCGUUGACCAGAAAGAGCGGGUCCAUGAGCUCAAGCGACUCAUCUCGAGAUUGCCGAUUGCCAAUUACAGCCUUCUGCGUGCCUUGACGGCGCACUUAAUCCUCAUUGUACAGAAUUCGUCGAUCAACAAGAUGACGAUGCGCAAUGUCGGUAUUGUCUUCAGUCCGACGUUAGGCAUUCCGGCUGGAGUGUUCAGUCUCAUGCUCGGCGAGUUCAACCAAGUCUUCAACGUCUCCGGCGAAGCUGCGGAAGAAGAGGAAUCCGAGCCGCCAUCACCUGACUACGAGGAGGACGACGUCGCACCGAGCGCCGCUGCGGAGCGUGCAGUGCUCAGUCGGCGCAAUAGCCAUCGAUACUCAGAUGCGGCUGCGGAUCAACUGCUCGGCCUGUCCGGGAGGACCUUGGCUGUCCCAGACGAGUCUGACGAGGAAAAUGCUAGUAUUCUCAUACAAGAGGACAGCGGGUCGGAAACCGCUGAAAACGAGACCACCGAGUCUUCUACGUCGGCCGGCCGAAUGCCAACGUACCAGGACCAUCUCCGUCCAUCUGACGACCCAGAGCAACCCUCUCGUUCGAAGGCGGCGGCUGCUAGUCGGGGGCUGAACAUUACGACUGGCGCCGACAGGAUUCGGCGUCAAAGUCGGAUGAUUGGUCUGCCCCACUCGCCCCGACCAUUGCAACAAAAUGCUCAGAUCACUUCGCCGAACGCACCUCGCAGCCCCUCUGUGCCCUCCUCCCCCGUCGACACUCCAAAAUAAUUGCAUUUGACGUCUCAUCCUUCGUGCCGCCUUGAUGCCAUCCGUCACAUUGCAAACAUGUCUUCUUUCGCUGGAUCUCAUUCCGUUCAAGGACCGUAGUAAGAUACCCUUUGCACAGUUGUAUGUCGUACUCGCGCUGUAUACUCUUCC